AUGGAUAUCCUCAAAACCCUCUUCUCUCGCCGCUUCCCCUCACUCCGUCUCAACCUCCAAACCACCCCUCACAGAUCCGCCACUGCCUUUCCCCAACCCCCACUCGGCCCAAUCCCCCAAACCAGGCCCUAUAAAAAACCCCUCCACGUUCUCUUCUCCCAAGCCGUGGGCCUCUCGGAAAAGCCCGCAACCCCCGAUGACGAGGACGACAACGCAGAAGCAAAAAGUGAUGCCGUUCUGAAGAAGAACCUAAUUGAGUUGGAGAAAGAGAUAAAGAGCUUUAAAGAGAAAACGAAAGUGGUUCCGAAGAAAAGCUUGUUCGCUCUGUUUACGAAGCAACCACCUGACACUGUUGCCACGCACAAGGUGAAGGAAGUGAAGCCCAGGGAACCAGUGGUUAUUAAGGAUCUUUCGGAUGAUGCUGUGAUGUUCAUUCAGUACUUGUACGAGAAAGGGUAUUUUAGGGAUGCUAAUUUCGUCCAGGGGAAGCGAAGUUUUGACCUUACUUGGUUCGAUAACCUUUUCGCCAGAGGCUAUGUCAAGUUCGCCGCUCAGAAAUUUGCCAGAGAUAAUCAAGAAAUUGCCAAAUGGCUGUCAGGAAGUGCCUUGAAGCAAGUGGUGAUGUUUGGUUGCCCCUCCAUCGACAGAAGUAGUGUUAUUCCUGCCAAAAGACUGCGAAAAUUUUUUGAGGUUCCAGAAAACACUGUUUGCAGUGAAUGCUCACUGCGACAAUCGUGCAAGUUUGCAAAUCAAAAUGUUUGGAAAUGUAACACCAAUAAUUUGGAUUUGGAAGUAGUUAUGAAGGUUAUUACUGCAUAUGCUAUAGAGUUUGUGCAUCCCCAGCUGGUAGUGCCUGAUGAAGUAAACAAGUCAGUGAGUCAAUUGCUGGAGGAGGUUGUGAAACUUAGUCAAACCACCUGAAAUUGCUUAUGGUAGAACCAACAAUUUGUUUUAACAUUUUCUCUCAAAUAUCUGUGACAUUGCUGAGAUACUCAUCA
Molecule: messenger RNA, 998 nt
Organism: Abrus precatorius (Indian licorice)
Lineage: Eukaryota; Viridiplantae; Streptophyta; Magnoliopsida; Fabales; Fabaceae
Exons: 3
Coding region: 1-921 (306 amino acids)
Cellular component (GO): cytoplasm
Molecular function (GO): mRNA binding
Source: RefSeq, a predicted model, not a curated record